Messenger RNA from Triplophysa dalaica, 651 nucleotides. It is a transcript of the gene thrsp, whose product is annotated as thyroid hormone responsive. The coding region runs from base 112 to 537 and encodes 141 amino acids. Gene Ontology annotation, cellular component: cytosol. The record is from RefSeq and is a predicted model, not a curated record. The transcript has a single exon. Gene Ontology annotation, biological process: regulation of lipid biosynthetic process. NCBI's taxonomy places the organism in Eukaryota, Metazoa, Chordata, Actinopteri, Cypriniformes, Nemacheilidae.
CGGCCCCUCUGGACACGCUAUAUAAAGACUGCCUUUCUCUCUGAAUCUUGCACUGCAUCCAGGCCCUGACAAUAACACCAUCUUAUCAGCCCGAAGCCAUCAAAAGUAAACAUGCAGUUUGCCGAUGCUAAGUUCAACAGAAGCUCGCUUUUGAUGGCCCUGAGGCGCUACAGCUCAGCCGUCCACAACAUGGAACAGACAAUCCUGCUUCCAAGCCUCCUGAGAGAUGUGCCGUACGACGACAACGACGACGCUCUCGAUUGUGAGGCCGCCGAGAAUAACAAGGAUCUGUACGAGUGCUACCUUCAGCUUAAAGCCAUCAAGAUCACGGUGGAGAGCGGGCUUGUGCCCUACGACGACGCCAAGGGCAAGAGUCACGCAGUCCUGUAUAAAAGCCUGGAGCCACUGCUGGAGGCCGAUCCAGAGGCGCUGUUCCAGUUCCAUCUCAGAGGCCUGUUUGCAGUCAUGGCCACCCUGACAAAGAAGUCUCAGAGCUUGACGAAGAAAUAUCUGGACAUUAUCGGGGUCAGCCGUUAAGAUUCAGCACAUCCGGAGGAUAUCAUCUUAAGGACAGAAGCAUGUAGCUGGGAAGCUGUUUACAGUUUAGUCGCUUUCUAAAUGUGACAUGCAAUAAAAAUGAUUCAAAUUGAA